GUGGUUACGUGGAACAGCACCCCACUUCAUCAGGCAGCAUACGGCAGACCUGCAGUGCGAUCACAGAGCAUGGCAAUGGGGCUAUGAGACUGAAGGGAGACAGAGAGCAAAGAGAGAAGAGAGCAAGAAGGAGGGGGGAAGUUGAAAAGAAGCGCUUGAGGGAUUUGCUUGGAUGAAAAGAAGGUGGUGGUGGGGGGAAGAUCUCUGGCUGCAUUGCCCAUCGUGGAUGUUGGAAGGACGUGGCAGCAGUGGCUUAGGUUCAGGCAGGUCUGUGGUCUUCUGUGUUGAAGUAGGAAGCGUCAGGACGUUAUGCCCUGUGAGCAGUGAGGGGUAAGCGUGUGUGUGUGUAUGUGUGUGUGCGUGUCUGUGUUCCUGCAUCAGCGCUGCCUGCAUGUCUCAGACAGGCGAGGGAUGCAGCAAACCUCUGCCCUGAGCGCAGAGGCUGCUAGCUGCACCCAGCGAGGAGAAGAAGAACCAGGUGGGCUCAGAGCAAGAGUUGGGGGUUGCUUGCCUCAGGAAGGAGCUAGCUUAACAUGCACUGUGGUCCCACGGUGGUCCUCGCUUCAGAGGAGAGAGAGCUCACCUGCCGCGCGUCGGAUCUGAACCUGGAUUUACUGCUCUGAGAGAUGAGAGGCACGUUCUCUGGCGGAGCCGCACUGACAGCAGCCCUCUGAAGGAGUGUGAAUGCUGGGCUGCACUGGGAGCACUGGAACCACCAAGGACACUGAGCCUUUUGCCUCACAGUUCACCUGGAGCGAGGAAUAUAUUCUUGGAUUUGAAUAUGAAUUGAGGAGUUUGGAAUUGGCACACUGGAAAUCCAGCGUUUCUUUGAUGUGGGAUUUACAAUAUGUCUACCUGAUCGUACUCUGUGUGGCUCUGGAGUAAGGACGAAACAUGAUUUGAACUUGAAAUGUGUAUUCCUUGAUUUAAAAAAAAUAACAUGAGUACCUCAACAGUACUUUAGAAUGCUGCUACCUUCAUUGUAUGAGCCUUGCCCUAGCUCUCAAAGAGGUUGACCAAUGAAGCCAUGGGACUCAGCCAGAGCUUUACAAAUGGGGCCUGUGGUAAAGCCCUGGACCAGCCGGUCGGAGAGUGGCUGGAGCACGUGGGGCUGCCGCAGUACGAGAGCAAGUUCCUGCUCAAUGGCUUUGAUGACCUACGAUUCAUGGGAAGUAACGUGAUGGAAGACCAAGAUUUAAGAGACAUGGGGAUCACUGACCCAGGGCACAGAAAGAAGAUCCUCCAUGCAGCACGCGGCUUGCCCAAGGUGAAACCACUGGGUUGUGAUGGCAGCACAUCUUUAGCCUCUUGGUUGGACGUCCUUGGCCUGCAUGAGUAUCUUCCCAACUUUCUCUCCAAUGGCUACCGAACCCUGGAGUGUGUGAAGAACUUGUGGGAGCUGGAAAUUGUCAAUGUUAUUAAGGUCGGGCCUUUAGGCCACAGGAAGAGGAUCAUUGCAUCUCUAGCAGAGAGACCCUAUGAAGAAGCUCCCUCUAAAUCCCGUCGGCUGUCCCCAAUUAUGUUCCAUGACCUGCUAUCCCAGACCACUUCGCCCCUCAGUCAGUUGGACCCCUACACCAGUCGCUCCAUGGACAUGCUCCUCCCCCUGACCGAGUCGGACCGGAGGCGAAGAGCAGUCGAUCAAGACUGCAGCGUUUCGCUGCGAUCCUACAAUGAGAGGCCGCGCUCUGUAGACCGACACAGUGAACGACAUAAAGAGUCUCGAUUGAACCUCCGGCCGCCGAGCCACUCUGCCACGUACGCCACCGUGUCCGCCUGGCAUCACCAGCCUGAGAAGCUCAUCCUGGACUCCUGCAGGUACGAGGCAACAUAUUUAGGAUCAUUGAUAAUCAGGGAUUUACGAGGGAUUGAGUCCACACAAGAUGCCUGUGCUAAAAUUAGGAAAUCAAAGGAUUCCAAAAAGGGCCCAGUUGUCAUACUGUCCAUCACCUACAGAGGUGUCAAGUUCAUUGAUGCUGCCACUAAGACGAUAGUUGCAGAGCAUGAAAUCAGAAACAUCUCGUGUGCCGCCCAGGACCCGGAUGACCUCUGUACUUUUGCUUACAUCACCAAGGACUCUAAGAGUGGCCACCACUUCUGUCACGUCUUCAGUACUGUGGAAGUUAUCCAAACAUAUGAGAUCAUCUUAACACUGGGACAGGCAUUUGAGGUGGCUUAUCAGAUGGCAGUUCAGUCCAGGGCGAGACACUAUGUGCCUCCAACAUCUCUGGGCUCAGAGUUCGUAGAAACCAAAACCAGCCGCCCGGUGUCUCAGUCGUGGAACAGCACGAGAAGAUCAGCGGGCGCCCCUCUGCUCGAAUGCCGCUGCUGUCACUGUCACACGUGUACUACCCACCGUCCUUCCUUCCUCCCGUUGCACUCUGUUAGCCCUGGAAUCCAGAUCGACCCCCUGGAGAUGGAUGCCGACAUGCAGUCGCUGGGCAGCACCACCUGGCUCUGCGACCAGCGGGACUCCAACAGGCGUCCCGUCAGCACCAACUCGCCCCAACGUUCAAGUUUCCGGACACCAAGCUGUGAGUUGAAGGGGAGCAGCUGAUGCGAGUGUGUUUGUGUGUGUUGAAUUAGUGCACAAAGCAGUGGGAAAAUGGUUAAAAGAGAGAGAAAGAGAGUGAGAGAGAGAGAGAGAGAGAGAGAGAGAGAGAGAGAGAGAGAGAGAGAGAGAAGGGGCCAACCAGCGUUACUCUGACAUUUAGAUCUCACUCUGUACACCUCCUGCUCCUCCACUGCCCCCGAGAUGAAUUCCCAACUCACAGUCAAAAGGUAACUUGUGGUCCCACAUCACUGGUUGAAUAGGACCUGUCUAUCACUCCUGUCUCGAGAAAGGUCAAGUCUACUUCCUGGCCUCCGUGUGACUUACGGAUCUUGUCAUGUAGGUACUGUUAUGUAUAGAGCACUGUAGACCGUUAGUAACAUAGACCAUUAAUGAGAAUUUCUGUUGAUUUGGGUCUACUGAAGAUGGAGCGCGGUUUGAAAAGGGGUAACAAAAGAGAAAAAAUGAACUGUACCAGCAUACAAUGCUUUGCCCAUAUUUGUGGUCAGAGUAUGGUUUGUUGAAAAUGUGAUACUGUUUCAAAUUUCAAAGCAAUAUUAUAUUCAUGAUAUUAAAUAAUACAAAGCCUAAAGAAACCCUCCCAAGUCUGUUGUCAGCAUUGAUUUUCUUUACAUGGCUGAGCAGUUAAAAACAGACACAUUACACCAGCUGUUUGAAAUCAAAAGUGACAUUACAAGAUGGUAAUUAUUGUACAAUUGUGCUUUCAUUGUUUCCCCCACUGAACAAGAUUAGUGGGUGGUGCGACUUCUAAUCUAAACAAACGAUUAGCCCCGUUUGUGCCUCUCUUGUACUUUAUUAUUUUCAAGUUGCAGAACUGAAGCUCUCACUGAUCUUUGGAAAAAAAAAAAAAAA
Messenger RNA from Poecilia reticulata (guppy), 3424 nucleotides. It is a transcript of the gene anks1ab, whose product is annotated as ankyrin repeat and sterile alpha motif domain containing 1Ab. Gene Ontology annotation, cellular component: cytosol. NCBI's taxonomy places the organism in Eukaryota, Metazoa, Chordata, Actinopteri, Cyprinodontiformes, Poeciliidae. Gene Ontology annotation, biological process: ephrin receptor signaling pathway. Gene Ontology annotation, molecular function: ephrin receptor binding. The record is from RefSeq and is a predicted model, not a curated record.